Molecule: messenger RNA, 1566 nt
Organism: Lactuca virosa
Lineage: Eukaryota; Viridiplantae; Streptophyta; Magnoliopsida; Asterales; Asteraceae
Source: the annotation of a GenBank genome assembly
AUGAGUUUGCUUGUGGCAUAUCCGUAUAUAUGUCGGCCACAUGAGUCGUCUCAUGUAUCCGAUCAUAUAUUAAAGUCAAAAGAAAUCAGAAUCUUUUUGGUCAUCGCAGUUUCCAAGAGAAUAAGCUUAUCAUCUAAGCACCAGCAAACCUAUGGAACUCGAUUCGACCAAAUACGAUUGACGGCUAGACAGACUCUCAUGGCGAAGACACGUAUCAUACAAUGCAACCAUUCACCACACACGCGUCCAGACACCGCGAUCGUCAUCUCCCACGUUUGCUGUUCAUCCAUAUCUUUAAAGCCCAUGGUCUGCAUCUACCGACCUUACCGUCCCUCUGUCAAUUCAAUAACGAUUAGACUUAACAAUCGAGAGUUGUCGAUCAAGACGAUGCAUCUUGUGUUCCUUUGUCUUGUUCUAACGUCGCUGGUAACUGGAGCGACUUGGUCUCCUUCUCCACCUCCUCACCACCACCGAUUUGUCGUCGAAUUCGAUGAAGAACCCGACGGGAACACCAAAGUUUCGAUUUCACAACACGACGACGAUGCCAAGAUCGACGCCGGUGGCUUCGCAGCUGGGCCGAGAGAGCUCUUCGGCAAGUGCAGAUAUAAGCUUGCGAACGUAAUCGAGAAGACGAAAAACGUUGUUUCUGGUAAACGCAUUGAUGUUUCAAGCGAGCUUCACAACUUCGAAGAGCAGGUGAAAGAAGUAACGGAUGAAGUGGUGAAAGUUGGUGAUCCUAAAGUCAAAUUAUCGGAAAAACUAUCGGAAAAGUUUAAAGCAGUCGGAGAAAAGGCCAAGGAUGUGGCUGGAAUCGUGAAAAAUGCUGUGGGGAAACCACUAGGCCUGUUUACCUCUGGGGAAGGCACAAAAGGAACGCUUAAAGACUCGGUACUUAAAGUGGAACAAUGGGAUCUUGUAGAUUCACCAAAGCGAAUAGGGGAAGAUAUUGAAAGUAACGCUACCCGGAAAGUUGAAGAAGGGGUGGAAGAAAUGAGAGAAACAGUGAAAACUGUACAAGAAACUAGUUGGAAUGAUCUUCUAACAAGAUCUACCAGUAUGGCGACAGUAUUAAUAGACAAGAUACAAUCAGUGAUCAGUUGGUGUCACUUAUUAGGGUUCUCGACAGCUUACGGGAUGGGAGUGUGGGUUACGUUCUUUUCGAGCUCUGUUUUGGGCAAGUGUCUACCUAAGCGACAGUACGGAAUGAUCAUAAAUAAGUUGCACAUGGUGUAUUUCAGGGCAAUGUCGUAUUGUAUCGGGGCAGCUUUCAUCGGGUAUCUGGUAAGCCUCGGGAGAAAUUUGUUCUUUUUGUCCAACAAGAUGGCGGUAUUUCAAGGAUUUAAUCUCCUCUCUGCGCUUCUUAUGAAUUUGAUCAAUAUGAUGUUUUUGGAGCCUAGAGCAACAAAGAUAAAGAAGAUAAAGGAGGACAGUGGAACAAAAAGUACUGUAUCAUCAGAGAAACUACAACUAAGCACAUACUCGUCGACGUUGAACUUCUCGACAAUGGUGGUGCUCACAUGGCACCUGGCAUACAUAGGUCAACUAGUUCAAGCUGGAAACCCAUGA